Messenger RNA from Coregonus clupeaformis (lake whitefish), 1179 nucleotides. RefSeq names its product dual specificity protein phosphatase 13. Gene Ontology annotation, molecular function: MAP kinase phosphatase activity; protein tyrosine/serine/threonine phosphatase activity. The transcript is spliced from 3 exons. Bases 425 to 1000 code for a protein of 191 amino acids. Gene Ontology annotation, biological process: protein dephosphorylation; negative regulation of MAPK cascade. The record is from RefSeq and is a predicted model, not a curated record. Gene Ontology annotation, cellular component: cytoplasm. Lineage: Eukaryota; Metazoa; Chordata; Actinopteri; Salmoniformes; Salmonidae.
UAACUUGCUAACUAGCAAAUAAUCAAGAAAUGUGCACACGUGGUGGCUACACGUGGUUCUGCACUUUGAAAGACCGCUUGUCAGAGUAAUUCUCCUCAGAUGCACAAUACCUACAACGACUCGAUCUUGUAAAUUAGAUUUGUUUUGUUGCAUUGAAAGGAACUGAUAUGUUGAUUCGAUCACAAUUCCCACAUUAAAGAGAAACAUUGAUAUGUUUAUGGGAAGAUAGUGUAAACUAAUGGGGCAACUCUAGUGAAGUUCAUUCUGCUUCUCUGUGUGGGCUGGCAAUUCUUCUGCGCGUCGAAGGAGCUGCGCGACCGUGCACGCACAGUUUAGAAGGAACGUUGGACUCAGGCAAGUCAUACUAAUGAUAUGAUGGCAUUGUAGGAAAUUAUGUCCAUUGUCCAGCACUGAGAGGACAGUCAUGUCCAAGGUGUUAACAACAACAAAUGUUCAGGAAGCAUGUGGAUCCUCCUCUGACACUCCAUCUGUGAAGGACUUGGUGAAGAUUCUCUUUGGUGGCAAAAGAUUUGGCAACCCAGUGGAUGAGGUUUGGCCUAACCUUUUCAUUGCGGACAUGUCUGUAGCCAAUGAUCGAUACAGCCUAUGGAAGCUUGGAAUCACUCAUGUCCUGAAUGCUGCCCAUGGGAGGCAGCACUGCCUAGGGAGCCAUGUUUUCUACGGGUCAACAGUGGACUACCAUGGAGUGCCUGCUGACGAUUCACCAUCUUUUGACCUUUCACCUUAUUUUUAUUCCACUGCCGAUUACAUCCAAGAUGCACUGAGCACAGCAGACGCCAGGAUCCUGGUCCACUGUGCUGUAGGUGUGAGUAGGUCUGCUUCUCUGGUGCUGGCCUACUUGAUGAUCCAUCACCACUACUCCUUGCUAGAUGCCAUCACAAAGGUCAAAGAGCACAGGUGGAUCUUUCCAAACACAGGAUUCCUAAAACAACUCAGCGCGUUGGAUAAGAAACUGCACACAAAGAAACAGGAGAAGUGAAUAUGAAGACAGGUCAACAUUAUACUACAAAGAGCACUGAGACACUAAAAGUCAACCCUUUUAAACAGAUGAAAUGUCAAUUUCUUAAUAAGCUCUGUCUGCACAAGGCAAUUAGAUUUCUGAUAUUGACUACCAUGUUGAUGCACUUUUCAAUAGAAAUAAAAUAGUUUGUUUGGCUU